AGUAUAUUAGUUUCGUUUAUGAAACUCGAUAUUAUUACGUAAAAGAGAAUAUCUUUUGAUCAUUGCGGCGAGCCAAUGUGACUAAAGUUCUAUACCUGAUCGGUAUUCACUAUAAUUUCCUUCACAUUGUUUAUUAUAAAAAUUACCGUCACGAUAAAAUUACGAAACACGAGAAUCUAUUGUUUUCUGGAAUAAUAUCUACGGGAUAUUCACGACAAUAUGGGCGAACGAUUCCCACCAUUCUAUUAUUUCUAUUGACUCGGUGUGCAUCACGAAUUUGCAUCAAUCGUUUGUCUGCAAUAUAAUUUUGUAAUAAAAAUGUCACGCGCGACGAAAAAAUUUCACAUUCGUUCGAAAAGAUAAAACGAAGUGAUAAUGUGUCGAAAUUUGUGUCGAAAAUGUUUGGUGCAAACGGUGAAAAUGUAUAUUUAUGCACCGUGAACGGAAGGCUUAUAUAAGCAACGUUGGUUUAAAUGCUUAAAAAUAAUAUACUCGUUCGAUAUUUAGAUGCAAUUUAUUCAGAUAUUGUCACCGUUUAUGAAGAUUAUUAAUCAAGAAGCAUGAAGAGGAUUAAAAAAUGCCAUAAUAUUCAAUUCUCAUUUUAUAUAACAUUUGAUAAUAUGUUUAUUUAAAAAAAAUGAUACAUUAUAAUUAUACAUUAAAUAAGAGGACAAAUAUCGAUCUCCGCUUUGAAUCGAUUGAAAAAUUUUUAUCGUCUCGGAAGAUCGCAUGAUGAAUAAAAAAUUAUUGCUUUCAAGAACAAUUUAACACUUCGAAUCAUGGUUUGAUAUGGCAAACACGUUUUAAAAUUUAUCACCCGUUAUAUUUCACCUUAUAAUAUGUGAAAAACUAAUCGCCCGAUAUAAUAGUUUUCAUAUAUGUUUACAUACAAAUCGUACGAUAAGGAUAGCUUCUGUUCACGCGUGUAUCAGUAAAGUUCGAAUUGACACUGGUUUGACUCAUUGCUAACAGGAAAUCCAUAUCGCGAAAUCCCGGGUCAUCGAGUUAUCGCGAGAAAACCUACUCCCGCAAAUACGUCACCGGCCGCAUCAAUAAGAAUUGAUUGCCCGCUAUCGCAAUAUUUAUUUAGGCCGUAUCGAAAACAAACAUCGACAUACAUCACAUUGGUUGAAACCGUGUUAUAACCGUGGAGGAAAAAUCGUGGUAUGGGUCAGUGCAUGCCCGAUUGCAGAAUCCAUUGUUGCUCGCGAUCGUUCAUCGAAGAAAUUCCAUUAAACUAGUACGCGCGUAUAAAUUAUAUAUACGUUUCCAUCGAUAUUAAGUUUAAUUUCAUUUAUCAGUUUUUACUUAAGUGAAGUUUGCGUCGAAUUUUCUACUUUCGUGCCGAUGAUUCAACGCGUUGAAAUUUUUUGACUCGCGAAUACGUGUGCGAGAUUCUUGCUUGUGAAAAUGGAUCAUGAGUACGGUUCUCCAACAACCGAUUACCAAUAAUAAUAAUAAUAAUUUCGAGAUAAAAGCGAAAGAUUGAUAUGUUUGAAAACAAUAAUUCGUUACGAUAUAGUAUCAAUAGUUAUCGACUUGUUUAUAGAAGAGGAUGAGUGUGAAGAUCAAGAUUUAAAUCGGCGAUAUUCUCGUUUAUUCAAAAGUCAGAAGAGAAAUUGCAUCAAAAGAUAGGUCCACGAUGUUCUGUUUGAGAGGAGAGACGAAAGGCGAUACGAAGUUUAAAGAGAUAUUAAAGCAGGAUGAUUUCGGAUGGUGGUUGAGCGACGAAGAUGAUCUAAAAUCGCCCACAUCCGCCAGUAGCAAGGACCGUUUAUCCUUGGGAUCGUCUGAAUCGAUGUUCUCUUGCAUAGACUCGGACGACACUGAAAAUUAUUUUCUCGCCCAAGAGUUCAAACAGGAAUGCAAGGAAUGUAAUUACGAAAAAAUAGAGCUUACAUCGUUGAUUCACGAAAAUUUGGAUCUGAAUCUUAUCGAACAGGAUGCGAUAAAAAAAGAAUCUGACGUCACGCCAUUUCUAAUGGAAGAUGAAAGAUACUCGAACGAUUCGAAAUCAAAGUCGGAAGCGUUACACGGCAUGUGUUACACCCCGGAAAGAUUGGUCAGAUCUCAGGAGUAUCGAAUAUUGACGCCAUCGCCUCGCUACUUGUCCAUCUCUCAGCCAAAAAUCGUGCAAGAAAAGGAAAAUUUACGGAAAGGGUUUUGCUGCCGGCGGCAAUUGAACUGUUUUAUCGAUUCGAAGCAACCUGCGAUGCAACUGAAAUCUUUCGCGGAGAACAGGCCAAAGGAAGGAAUUGCAUCGACGAUCGGUUUGCAUAGUUGGAAGGACAACAAGCGGAUCUACAAUGACGAUAUCGGGACGAAGAAUAACGAAAAUGAAACGAAAAUGGAAGACGUAUCUGAUUAUAAUAAAUCGUGCAGCUUGCAAACACCAGACUCGAUCAGCAAGAGAUCCAGUUACGACAAAUUGAACAUCACGUGGGAAGAUUGUGGAAAGAUGGGGACACGGAGUUCUUCGUUGGACACUUCCGGUAUCCAGAGCAACGACUGGAGCUCGGACACGCACAGCGACCUGCAAAACACUUUUCUGUGCCUCAGUGAUGAGUUGGCGACGACUGACUACAAGCUAGAUAACUCGCAGGAACGAUGUACUGCCAUCAAUGAAGUAGUAUCAAUUCUCGAAGAACUUGACAUAAAUCCUGAGAAAGCUACCAUUCUUCUUGAGGAAGAUCGUUUUUGCGACAGCACGUCUACGCACGAUCAAUUAACCAGGCUGGCCCUGACGACUGAAACGGACGCUAAUGUGCUGGAAGUCCUCGAAAAUCCAGAACAUUUAGUAAAACAUCUUCAAAAUAAGAUUAAAAAACUUCAAAUUAACAACAAAGAUAUCUAUAGAGAUAUAUUUAAUCUUCGAGAAAGCUUUCAAUGUGAUGAACAGAGAAUAACGGAUAUCUUGUCUGAUACAAAUAAACUACGACAGGAUGUACAUGAGCUGCGAUACCUCGACGAUCUUUUAAAACUUUUACGAGGGGAAUUGGAAAGGAUUUCAAAAAGAAAUUGGCCAUUUGUUAUUGGACAUACAAAUCAUUCGGAAGAAAUGAAUCUCAUCGUGUGAAUAAUAUAAAUCCCUUCCAUUGCUAGAAUUUAAUGGAAGUUUUUUUUCCAAGAUUAUCCGUAACAUCAAUAUUUUGUUACUUAAAAUUAAUUUAUUUAAAGAGAGACACGGUUAAGUAUUUUUAUAAUAUACAACGCCAAAAGCGUUUCACUGCCAUUGUUAAUUAUAAAAUAUGUAUUACAAGUUGGUUCUGCAAAUUUUUCUGUAAUGUUGUCCAAAGUCAAACGAUUGUGAUGAGUGCAUGAAAUUUCAAUUGUUUGCGCAAACAAAAAUUGCAUUUAAGUUUUCAAUAUAUAUAACAUUAUUUAUUUAGAUAGAUUUUUUUUUCUUAUUGAAAAAUUUAUUUAAGAAAUGUACAAUAUAUUUUUAUAUGUAUACAAUCGAUAAUAAUUUUUCUUUUCUAAUUUUGUGAUUUAAUAAGAUGUACAAAUUCUUCAUAUUUGUUGCUAUUAAAUGAACUGUUACCAGUAUUAAUAUUAGUAUUUAAUCGCACGAUAUACCGUAAGCAAAUAGAACAAAUAGUUAAUGUAUAUCGGAUAUUAAUUUCAGAUUUUGAUCUUAUGAUUUUUUCUAAUGUUAAUUUCAAUGAACAUUUAUGUAAAAUUAUUUCCCAUAAUUGUUAUAAAUAUUUGCAAUUAUUAAUUUUAGACAAUAAUUUAACAAAAUGAACAAUUAAAUUAAUUAUCAAAAUUUUUAUAUUUAAAUAAAUAUUUAUUAUUGCAUUUGAAAUUGAAAUUUGGAUGAGAGAGUUGGAAGGAAAGAGAGAAAAAGAAAAACAAUGCGAAUUCGUACAUGUAUAUUAAAUAUUUCAAUUCUAGUUACGUUUUUCGUUUAUAAAAUUUUGAAAUUACAUAUAAUCGUCAAUACAAAUUUUAAGAAUAGAUAAAAA
Messenger RNA from Apis cerana (Asiatic honeybee), 3965 nucleotides. RefSeq lists its product as uncharacterized. Lineage: Eukaryota; Metazoa; Arthropoda; Insecta; Hymenoptera; Apidae. The record is from RefSeq and is a predicted model, not a curated record.